AUGUUAUCAUUAACUUAAACUGAUAUCUAAGUAAAUCAGAAUCAUUUAUUUUUUAUAAGAUUCAAUAAGAACCAACAACAAAAUCAGAAAAAUAGAAAAAAAUCAAAUUAAUCAAUAAAUCUGUAAAAUGGACAGAAGAUACCAUUGACAAUGAAAAUACUGGAAAAUUUAAAUUCAAUGGUAUUAUUUCUAUUUAAUUUUAGUUUGUCGACCAUAGUUUAAUCAUUAAUUACAAAAUUGCUAAUAAUCUGAUACAUGUACUAGUGAUGAUGAAUCUAAUGCUAUUGAUAGAGAUAAAAAAUCAAAGCAAAAACAUAAACUAUAUUGUUCUAAACUUAAGUUGAAGUAGAUAUCAUGA
Molecule: messenger RNA, 358 nt
Organism: Paramecium sonneborni
Lineage: Eukaryota; Ciliophora; Oligohymenophorea; Peniculida; Parameciidae
Source: the annotation of a GenBank genome assembly